AUGAGCUCGUUUUCAAUUGAUAAUAUAGCGGAGUAUGAAAAAGUUUCUCUCGAUGAAAGCUACUCAGCUAAGCUUCCUCAACCCUAUACGAUUUCAAAAAUAGAAAUAAAAAAUAUCUCGGGACAACCUUCUCAGAUCACGCAAGCCAAGGCGAACAUGGCUAAGUACUAUUUAGAAAGACAUUUUAAAGAAUACUUUUCAAGAAACAGGCAAAUUAGAGUCAGGAAUAAAGAAUUAAGAUCAAAAUGUUCUUCUCAACUCGAUGACACUCAAAUUCUUACGCAAAAUGAUAUACUUAAUCGCCAAUCAAGGAGAACAUUUAAACUCGAACAAUUUGAAAAAAUACAAAUAAUUGGAAGAGGAUCAUUCGGAGAAGUUUGGCUCGUUAAAGAUAAAACCGAUCAGCAUGUAUAUGCAAUGAAAGUUCUUAAGAAAAGAAUUCUCAUUCAAAGAAAUCAAAUUUUGAAUACGAUUGUUGAAAAAGAUUUUUACACACAGUAUGAUAAUCCAUGGUCUGCUAAGCUUUAUUAUUCUUUUCAAGACCAGAAUCACUUAUAUCUAAUAAUGGAAUUCCUUCCAGGAGGAGAUUUAAUGAAUUUAUUGAUUCAUAGAAAUAUUUUAACAGAAACAGAGACAAAAUUUUUGAUUGCUGAAGCAGCUCUUGCAAUACAUCAUGUUCAUUUGCAAGGAUUCAUUCACAGAGACAUUAAACCAGAUAAUUUGUUGUUAACUAAAGAUGGGCAUGUUAGAUUGAUCGAUUUCGGAUUAAGUACUAAGAUAAAUAGAUUUGGCGAUCCAAUGGUCAAAGUGAUUGACUUAAUUACCGAUGCUUUCCAUGAAUGUGCUGGAAUCAAUGUUGAACAUCAUAAACAUCAAAAAUAUAAUAGAUUUGUAUGUUCGGCUGUUGGCACAACAGACUAUAUAGCUCCAGAAGUUUUAAUGAAAAAAUCUUAUGGACCAAAUGCUGAUUUUUGGUCCCUUGGAGCUAUAAUGUUUGAAAUGUUGUAUGGAUAUGCCCCAUUCAUGUCAUCAAAUCCUCAACUUACUGCUAACAAAAUUAUUCAUUUCGAAGAAUCUUUGAUUUUCCCACCAACUCCUGUUGUUUCAAAGGAAGCCAUAGCUUUAAUGCGUGGUUUAUUAACAGAUUCUGAGAAUCGCAUGACUUUUGAAGAGAUUAAACAGCAUCCUUUCUUUCCUGGAAUUGAUUGGGAUGAUUUACAUGACUCUGACUCUCCAUGUGUUCCAGAAUUAUCAGGUGAAUUAGAUACAUCUCACUUUGAAUCCAUUGAUCCAAUUCCUGAAGAAAAUGAUUUUAAUUCUUUGUCAGAGAAUGACAAAGAAUUUGAAGACUUAGCAUUUAUUGCUUUCUUUGGUUUUGACUAUAACAAGAAAGUCAUAGAUUCUAUCAAUCCUACUCAUAAUCUGCAAGAAAUAUAA
Trichomonas vaginalis G3 is the source of this 1437-nucleotide messenger RNA. Its product is annotated as STKc ROCK NDR like domain-containing protein. Lineage: Eukaryota; Parabasalia; Trichomonadida; Trichomonadidae. Gene Ontology annotation, molecular function: protein serine/threonine kinase activity; ATP binding. The transcript has a single exon. Gene Ontology annotation, biological process: peptidyl-serine phosphorylation; intracellular signal transduction. The record is from RefSeq and is a predicted model, not a curated record. Bases 1 to 1437 code for a protein of 478 amino acids.